This is a messenger RNA of Acomys russatus (golden spiny mouse), 573 nucleotides long. Its product is annotated as alpha-defensin 9-like. The transcript is spliced from 2 exons. The record is from RefSeq and is a predicted model, not a curated record. The coding region runs from base 271 to 573 and encodes 100 amino acids. Gene Ontology annotation, biological process: antibacterial humoral response; innate immune response in mucosa; defense response to Gram-negative bacterium. Gene Ontology annotation, cellular component: extracellular matrix. Lineage: Eukaryota; Metazoa; Chordata; Mammalia; Rodentia; Muridae.
GAAGACAGCAGGGCCCCUUCAUCAUUAUCAGCUGGAAGGGAGGGCUGUCGCUGAACACACAGACCAACGUCAUGGUGGAAGCUGUGAGGACAGAGGAACAUCAAAGGGAUCUCGAGGGCAACUGUCUCUCCCAGUCCCCAUCAAAGAGUGGCUUCUCUAACUGUGGGGCCUGUCUCUGCACCUUCUCAUGACAGCCCUAUAAAAGCAGGCUCCCUCCUCACUGUCCACACAUCGAGCUCCUGCUCACCACUCCUCCAGGUGACUCCAGCCAUGAAGACGCUUGUCCUCCUCUCUGCCCUUGCCCUGCUGGCCUUCCAGGCCCAGGCUGAUCCUCUCCCGGAAGCAAAUGAAGAGACGAGCAUUGAAGAACAGACAGGGGAAGAGGACCAGGACGUGUCCAUCUCCUUUGGAGAUCCGGAAGGGUUUGCUCUUCAAGAUGCAGCCUCAAGAAGGAAGAGGACAUGCUACUGCAAAAAAGCCUGUGAAAGUUUUGAGCAUGUCACUGGGGUCUGCAGAUUUUUUCCAAGACGGUACAUAUGCUGCCAUGGAUCUCAGAACACAGAGACAUCAUAA